Molecule: messenger RNA, 438 nt
Organism: Ustilago hordei
Lineage: Eukaryota; Fungi; Basidiomycota; Ustilaginomycetes; Ustilaginales; Ustilaginaceae
Exons: 3
Coding region: 1-438 (145 amino acids)
Cellular component (GO): mitochondrion
Source: RefSeq, a predicted model, not a curated record
AUGCUCUCUCGACUCACAACGGCCACGCUGGCCCUAUCUAAGGCCUCUACAUCACGAAUGAUCACAACAACAGCCACUGCAGCAGCAGCUAAACCCAUCCCACAACCUCGAGGUACGAUUCCGGACCCAGAAUCAUUCCUCACCGCAAUUUCACGCACACGCCGCGACCUCGCAUCCAACUCUUCCCUCACCUCUGCCAUCGGAAAGAAAUGGUCCAACAUCUUCACCAUCCGCUCUGAACAGCUAAAGGAGGCAGGAGUCACGGUAAAGAACAGAAGAUUUUUCCUCUGGGCAAGAGAAAAGUUUCGUCAAGGAGCAAACCCAGAGCUGUUCAUCACAGAUGCGAAGCCGAAGAAGAAGGUUCGAGGAUGGGGGCCAAGAGUACAGACGGCUGAACGCAUUCGUGUGCGUGGUGUAAGGAGGUCCGGAGAGAAGUAG